This is a messenger RNA of Aphanomyces astaci, 867 nucleotides long. RefSeq lists its product as hypothetical. The coding region runs from base 1 to 867 and encodes 288 amino acids. The record is from RefSeq and is a predicted model, not a curated record. Lineage: Eukaryota; Oomycota; Saprolegniomycetes; Saprolegniales; Verrucalvaceae. The transcript is spliced from 3 exons.
AUGCAACUGAUAGGGAUGGUAGUCGUAUCGACAGGUCUUCUCAACGGUGUGGCCUCCUCCAACGUCGACUUAUGCCGGGCGAAAGUCGUAUGCACCAUGCUUAGCGGCCUCGAUUGCAACCGGUCAGGGGGUGGAUGCCCCCCGUGCAUUUACCAGCGCACCGUGGAUGCCUUGGAUUGCAGGAAGAAGACUGCGGUUGAAUUGGGCUGCCCAAAUAUUGCAUUACCGCUGCUCAUCGACUGUGAUACAAUCGUUCCCACCACCACCCCCAACACAGUGUUGCAGCAAAUCUCCAUCGAGCAAGCGAAUAGUGGCAACAACACUAGCUCCAAUAACACACGGAAUCCCACGACCCUCCCUCCCAACGGUGGCUCGAGCACAAUAUCAAUUGGACCUGUAGGACAAAGUACCAACAACUCGGCCGUGUACUGGGUAGUCGGAAUCUCCAUGGGUGUAUGCCUUCUGCUAGUGGGAUUGUGCUGCCUACGACGGCGCUCACCGAAGCGCCAGCGACAUGCUCCUAACGUUGAGUCGGUGCACAAAAUCAAACGCCAGCAGGCCAACGCGGACGAGUUGCCCAUUCCCGCGCCGUUGAUUCUCGUCUCCGAAUCGCUGCGAUACGACCUAUUGAAUUCUUAUCCCGACCAAAGCACUCAAGCGAUUGUAUCUGCCUCCGGCACCCCUUCGUCCACGGAAGACGACGACAUCCUCAGCACCGUCUUCAUGCGCUUCCGCACGACCGCCGACUAUGCUGCCGACGAGCGGAACUCGGUGUUUUCGAUGCUGUCAUCGAUGGAUUCAUCGACUCUCUCAUCCAUGGGUUCAUUGGAUACGGUGCAUAGGGACGAGGAUGAAGUAGAUAUUUAG